Messenger RNA from Scheffersomyces amazonensis, 1082 nucleotides. RefSeq names its product F1F0 ATP synthase subunit gamma (gene ATP3). Gene Ontology annotation, molecular function: proton-transporting ATP synthase activity, rotational mechanism. NCBI's taxonomy places the organism in Eukaryota, Fungi, Ascomycota, Pichiomycetes, Serinales, Debaryomycetaceae. The transcript is spliced from 2 exons. Bases 50 to 910 code for a protein of 286 amino acids. The record is from RefSeq and is a predicted model, not a curated record. Gene Ontology annotation, biological process: proton motive force-driven ATP synthesis.
CCAUUAGUUUAACGUCUAUAACCUCCAGUAAGAUCAAUUGCAAUUGGACAUGUUUCGUUUAGGUGCAACUCAAGUCGCCCGUACUACCGGGGCCAGAAACUAUGCCACUUUAAGAGAAAUUGAAAUGCGUCUUAAGUCUAUUAAGAACAUUGAAAAAAUUACUAAUACCAUGAAAAUCGUUGCAUCCACUAGAUUAAAUAAAGCUCAAAGAGCUAUGGCAUCAUCCAGAGUGUUCAACAAAUCAGAUUCUGAAUUUUAUGCUAAUGCUGAACCAGAAACUCCUGAACAAUCUAAAACUUUAUUAGUUGUUGUAUCUUCUGAUAAAGGUUUAUGUGGAUCUAUUCAUUCUCAAAUUUCUAAAUCAGCUAGAAGAAGAGCUGCAGAAUUAAAUGGUGAAGUUGAUAUUGUUACUAUUGGUGAUAAAGUUAAAACUCAAUUAUUAAGAACUCAUGGUGAUAAAUUAAAAUUAUCAUUUAAUGGUGUUGGUAAAGAAGCUCCAAACUUUACUGAAGUUUCAUUAAUUGCUGAUGAAAUUGCAACAUUAGGCAAAUACGAUAAUAUUGAAGUUUUAUACAAUAAAUUCCUUUCUGGUGUCUCAUUUGAACCAUCUAAAUUCUCUGUAUUUGCUGCUGAAGCUAUUGAAAAGGCUCCAGGUUUAAGUAAAUAUGAAUUAGAAUCAGAAAAUACUUCGGAAACUUUAGCUGAAUUCUCAUUAGCUAAUUCUAUUUUAGCUGCAAUGGCUGAAGGUUAUGCUUCUGAAGUUUCUGCUAGAAGAAAUGCUAUGGAUAACGCUUCUAAGAAUGCUGGUGAAAUGAUUAACUCUUUUACCAUCUUAUAUAACAGAACCAGACAAGCCGUUAUUACUAAUGAAUUAGUGGAUAUUAUUACUGGUGCUUCAUCCUUAGAUUAAGCUCAUACUCUUUUUAUUUAUUUCUUUUCAUUAUUUAGACUCAAUAAUGCUUUGAAACUUACAAAAUAUACGUUCAUGAUAUAAAAAUAAUAUAAGGGUAGAUAUGUAUAUGUAUAUGUAUAUGUAUAUAUAUAAUAAUAAUAAUAAUAAUAAUGCAGAUAUUAAGACUGAC